Echinostoma caproni is the source of this 807-nucleotide messenger RNA. NCBI's taxonomy places the organism in Eukaryota, Metazoa, Platyhelminthes, Trematoda, Plagiorchiida, Echinostomatidae. The record is from the annotation of a GenBank genome assembly.
AUGGUGGUUUGUAGUGCUUUGUGCUGUCUUAUCGUAAAGUUGGGUAGCAAACAUCCUGAUCCUGUGGUGGAAUCAAGCUCGUUAUCUAGCGUUGUUCCUCCGGAGGUGCAUUACCAAAUUACCUUACCGGAUGAGGUUAUCGAUCGAGGCUGCCUAUCGGCUUUACAAUUGGAAGCUGUGGUGUAUGCGUGUCAGCGACACGAGUGCAUUCUACCUAACGGCCAACGAGCGGGAUUUCUCAUCGGUGAUGGUGCUGGCGUUGGAAAAGGACGUACGAUUGCAGGAAUCCUCUACGAAAACUAUAUUCGUCACAGAAAAAAAGCCAUUUGGUUAUCAGUCUCCAAUGAUCUCAAAGUGGACGCUGAACGAGACUUAAGGGAUGUUGGUCUAGGACGGAUCAAAGUCCAUUCGUUAAACAAGGUGAGUGGUCUAUGCGGUCCUUAUGGCAUUCUCAUGCGGAUGUGGAUGGCGUUGCACAGUUCGGAAUUCGGGCAUUGCACAACUAUCGAUGACCGGUUUCGUGGUCCAACACCGUCGUCCGUUCUGGCAUCAAAUUUGAGCCGAUGGACCCUAUUGUCCGCCGACAUGUUGAUCAAAGUUUGUCUUGGGCGUACUCUUCGUACACUUAAAAUUCACAAUCGUGCGCAUGCUAAAUUCAUCAGUACUUGCGAAUCUUGCACGCUUUAUUGGGCGCACCCACACGUGGCAAAUCCAACCGAUCCUACAUCAGAGUUACUGAAAGAAGUGAAGAGUUUGACAAAGAAACCAUCAAAAGUAAUCAUUGUGUUGGUGAUCUAUAACAACUGA